AAGAUGGCGGCGCUCAGGAGCCGGUGAAGUGAGAGGACGCUGGGAUCCUAGGGACUGCUGCACCAGUGCGUUAUGGCCGCGUCCCCGCACACUAUUUCCUCGAGCCUCCUCACAGGCUCAGUAGGAGGAUGUGUGUGGUAUUUAGAGAGAAGAGCUAUACAGGGGUUGCCACACAGGGUCACACAUCUGUUCAGGAAUGUCAAUAAUCAGUGGGUCACGGUCCAGCACUUGAGUUUCCUCAAGCGCAUGUAUGUCACACAGCUGCACAGGGGCCUUAGCCAGCAAGUCAAACCAAAGCCAGAGCCACCGGCUUCUCCUUUCCUUGAACACACCUCUUCAGGGCAGGCUAGAGCAGGAGUGGAUGAUCUGCCAUCUUUCCUAGCACCUAGUCUGCCUCUGUCCCAAAAGCCAGAUGAGGAAUUGGUGGAGCUGGAGACGACCUCCAUAGUGGACCAUUCCCUUGAUAUAGCCAAAGAGAAAAAGGAAGAAAGGCAGUGGAAAGAGAUGAAGCUUCACACUGACGAUCUGCCUGGCAUUUUGGCCCGGCUGUCCAAGAUCAAACUCACAGCUCUUGUGGUAACCACCACUUCAGCAGGCUUCGCACUGGCUCCAGGCCCUUUCGACUGGUCCUGCUUCCUGCUUACAUCCUUUGGAACUGGUCUUGCAUCCUGUGCUACCAACUCCAUAAAUCAGUUUUUUGAGGUGCCAUUUGACUCAACCAUGAGUAGAACAAAGAACAGGCCUCUGGUUCGCGGACAGAUAAGCCCAUUGCUAGCUGUGUCUUUUGCCACCUGUUGUCCUGUGCCAGGAGUGGCCCUUCUGACCUGGGGAGUGAACCCACUCACAGGGGCCUUGGGGGCCUUCAACAUUUUCCUGUAUACCUGUUGUUACACAUCACUGAAGAGGAUUAGCAUCACCAAUACCUGGGUUGGAGAUGUGGUGGGAGUCAUUCCUCCUGUCAUGGGCUGGACGGCCGCCACUGGAAGCCUUGAUGCUGGAGCGCUUCUUCUGGGAGGGAUCCUCUACUCCUGGCAGUUCCCCCACUUCAGUGCCCUGAGCUGGGGCCUCCAUGAAGACUACUCCCGAGGAGGCUACUGCAUGAUGUCCAUCACCCACCCAGCCCUCUGCCGGCGGGUGGCACUGCGCCACUGCCUGGCCCUGAUUGCUCUGUCAACUGCUGCCCCUGUCUUGGACAUCACCAUGUGGGUCUUCCCUGUCAUCUCCCUCCCCAUCAACCUGUACAUUUCCUACCUCGGCUUGCACUUCUAUGUGGACGCAGACCGCAGGAGCUCAAGGAAACUGCUGCUGCUGCUGCUCAUGCUCACCUUUAAGCAGCGGCCUGGCCAGGAGGGGGACAAGGGAGAGGCUCCAAGCUGA
Molecule: messenger RNA, 1377 nt
Organism: Grammomys surdaster
Lineage: Eukaryota; Metazoa; Chordata; Mammalia; Rodentia; Muridae
Product: protoheme IX farnesyltransferase, mitochondrial-like
Biological process (GO): heme biosynthetic process
Cellular component (GO): mitochondrion; mitochondrial membrane
Molecular function (GO): protoheme IX farnesyltransferase activity
Source: RefSeq, a predicted model, not a curated record